Messenger RNA from Synchiropus splendidus (mandarinfish), 656 nucleotides. RefSeq names its product HIG1 hypoxia inducible domain family, member 2A (gene higd2a). The coding region runs from base 35 to 385 and encodes 116 amino acids. The record is from RefSeq and is a predicted model, not a curated record. NCBI's taxonomy places the organism in Eukaryota, Metazoa, Chordata, Actinopteri, Syngnathiformes, Callionymidae. Gene Ontology annotation, cellular component: mitochondrion. The transcript has 2 exons. Gene Ontology annotation, biological process: mitochondrial respirasome assembly.
GCGAUUCGCGACGAGCCUGAAGAAAACUGCGAUCAUGGCGGCUGCAACAACACCAGCGACCCCGGACCAAAUAGCGAAACCUGCUCGCUCUGCGCCUAUUCCGUUUGACUUCUCGCAACCUCCCGUCAUCGAAGGAUUCACCCCUUUACCGAGGAUCAAAGAGGAGACUUUCCAGGAAAAGUUUUUGCGGAAGGGCAAGGAAAACCCCUUCGUGCCGCUCGGUUGCCUGGGAACCGUGGCAGUUCUGGCCAUGGGCCUCCGCGCCUGCUACCAGCAGAAGACCCAGCAGUCUCAGAUGCUGAUGCGGGCGCGUGUGGUGGCACAAGGCUUCACCGUGGUCGCCUCCAUCGUCGGCGUCUUCGCCGCCACUAUGAGGAACAAGUAGGACUGGACCUGGACUGGACCUGGACUCGGCUCGUGUGAGCAAUUGUACGGGGAACAACGGCUCGUACGAUCGAGGCAACAUUAUUUAUUUCUUGUAAAUUCUAUUAAAAUGUUGCCCUGCAGUGACUGUAGCAGUAAGACAUGAUUUGUUCUGAAGGUGAGGUGUCUCAGUGUAAACCUCCGUCAGAGGUUGUGUCAUGAGGAACGUUGCAUGACAGUAGACCACGUUCCACUGGCGCCAAAGGAACAAAAUAAAGAAAUGUGAAAAUGUG